AUGAGCAUCGACAGUGAUUUCCUGGCGAGUGUCGAGGUGAAGGAGGACGAUCUUCACGGCAACGUGUUGAUUGCGGUGACAGAGAUCGAGCAGGGCAGGACAAUUGGAGUCAUUGACAAGGUUUGUGUGCGGGUUGUGGUCCUGAAGUCUGACUUGGAGCCCUCGAAUCAUUUUACAUGGAUCCUUUGAAUCUACAGUAAUGUAUCCUCUCAUCAAUUAAAGUCGGUUAGACAGUCAGUAUUUAGUCCCGGACACACCAGGUGUUCCGAUUUGUUAAUGGUAAUGACGGUGUUCACUACCACCGAUCCUGGUCGCCGUCGGACGCCUGUCAAGGUUAACUAAGUGGGGUGACACAGGCCAGGUGUUGUCUUUUUCGCCAGAAUUUUUGAGAAGCCUCACUCCUAGCCGGAGCGGCGAACACAUGGCGCCAAACAUUUUGGUGUGUGUGUGGACACAUAAUUGCGGUUUUGGAGAAGAAGGUGGCCAGGCUUUUCAAAUGAUCGAAGGACGGACGAUCGGGAGGUGGUGUGGGAACCACGCGAGUAUCAAAAUGUUUGGCAAGGUGGACGGAUCGUGGGAACAACCGCUAUUGGAUCUUUUCAGUCAACUUCUUCUAGCCUUAUCAUGUAGCUUUCACAAACUUUGUCCAAAUCAACCCUUUCCUCGUCGCCUCUAGACGUGGUGCAUCGACCAAACUUCGUUGUGAUCCAUCCGACUACGGUAGCCAGAUUCCACCUCGUCAUCAUUGAGUUACGCGCUUGUUUAUCUCUCCGCGCACGCCGACUGAUUGGCUUAUCACACUCGUAGAAGAUUGGCGGAGCCUUCUCUCUCUCUCUCUCUCUGCCAAGUUGAUUGGAUGCGAAAGCACCUGCUCCGCGAGUCUGUGGGAAAAUUAGAUUCCAGAAAAGGUGUGCGCGGCUCACUCACUCACUCACUCACGCACGCACAGCUUCUUAUUAGAUAUUGAUGGGUUUGUGUUUGUGGCUCGACACACCUCAACAACACCUUUCCUCAUCCAUUUUUCGCGGGGGGACUUUUUUCGAGCAACGAUAAUAGUUGGAUAAUAGUUGCAGGCGACGCCGAAUGACUCGAACGCGCUGCUCAUUUUGAACCUGAUCAAAGAGGCGGAUGAUGGCGAAGACGCGAACGUUUGCAUGAGGAACAUUGAGACGAAGGUGAGUGCGAUCGGGGGAGGCACCAAAAUAGCGCCAGGGCACGAGAAUUGCGUCAAUCGGUUUUCUAUCCGCUUGUUAUCACGGAGAGUAACUCAAUUAUCGGCUAAGGCAUCAAAAAUGAUAUGGGAAAGCCGGUUUUGUACUUUCUUGGGGGACCUAACUUUCUCAUGUACCCCCCUCCCCCAGUUCUUCUAAAUCUCGAAGGUACCUAGAGAAUCCAAUGUCUAUUGGCUAAUGCCAGGCAACUUUUACAACUAUUUCUAUCCUCAUAGAUGCUAACUAUGAAUCCCAAGCCCUUCCAGAACAUUCUUUGAACCUCUUAUGCUCAUCCCGUGACCUAACUUUCCAACCGAAGACCUAGAAUCUCAACAACCUAUUUUCGAACUUGCAGACCUUUCUGCAAACGUCGAAACUGAUCGACAGCGGCGAACGUCUUCUGCUCCAGCGGCUGUCGGAAGAGGAGUGCGACGAGGAAGAAGAGGAGGAGGAGGAGGAGGAGGAGAGCGGUGAAAUCGAGAAUCUGAUAAUGUUGAAGGAUGGCGAGAGGUGAGCGCGGGGCGAAAAUGAAAACGCGAGGAAACUGGUUCGGUUCGGUUCAGUCCAUCUCUGGAACGGAUGGAGAUGGGGAUCUUCACCGCCCGAGAAAGACGCCUCCGACCUACUUCUUCCCCCUCGCUUUUUGGUUAAUAAAGAGGAGGAACGGCGAAGGGGGAAAGUAACGGAUUUCCGAUAAGAGCACAUCCAGGGCGCGAAGGGGGGCAUUUGAUUUGCAUAUAGAGGAAGAAUGGGAAGCGCGCCGCCUCUCUUCUCGAUGACAAAUUUCCAGUGUCCGGGCGUCAGCUUUCAUCUUUUUCCCACAUCUCUUUUUUGUCAUGCCAUGCUUGAAGAAUUGAACUGAUUUAUUUGAGUUUAUAUCUCGAUACAGUAGGUGGCCUAGCUUUUUCACCGCACAAAGUCCAGGCCAGCUGAAAUCAUAGAAUCUAGCUGGGCCACCAACUUUCCAAAUAGAGAAACCUAGGCCAUCAUCACUCGAUGGCCGCCUAACACUUUUUGCAAUUUUCAGGCCGGACAGUAGGCAAAGUUGCACAAAAAGCAGCGAGGACACGGACGAGUACAUCCGCGAGCUCGGCGAACUUGCGCCCGGCCAGACGCCCCCGGAAGGAUCGCAGACGCACAAGUGCGGAGUGUGUCCGAAGAGCUUCUCCAGUGCCAGGUGAGACGAGUAUCCGCCCCUCUAUUAAAGUACCGUAACCCCGCUCUUUUCAAUUGCCAACAACAGGGGGGGCUCUUCCAUUAGAGCAUGCUCGCGCGCGCGAGCCCCCUCUGUUUGCUCAUCGUUUCCUCUUUUGGAAAAGAGAGGCGCUCAGGUAGAAGAUAGCGGAAAUCGGAUCCUGUGAGCAUGAGAAGGGGGAGGGGGCGUCUUCUUCUUCUUCUUCUUCUUCUUCAAGAUGCACGAGCUCCAAAAGAUUCUCUUUCAUAACCAUCGGAAGAGAGGAAGAGGGGACCUGCUGGCCUAAUUUUCUCAUACCGUAAAACCUAUCCCAAUACUUUUUUUUGCUCAGCAACAGUUCGAACAGUGGCCUAACUUUCUCAUGCUUCAAAACCUAGGCCACUUCCUUUUUUUUGCUCUAAAACAGUUGGGCCAUGAAAGAAUGGGGCUAGUAGACGCGUAGUUCAUUAAAGACAGAAACAAGACGGCCGUGGCCUAACUUUCUCGCUGCUGAAAACAUUUCCGCCACCCAGUCUAGAUAAUGACUCAUUGACACUCACUUUCAGCGCUCCCCACCCCGUCAAAAUAUUACUCACUUCGCUCUGAACGCCUUCAUCCCCCCCUCCACUCCGAUGAUGUUCCUUCCCCCAAAAAAAAACGAAAAGAGUGCGCGCACAGUUUUGAGCGCCACUUCCGGCGCUGAUAAUAUAACAUCAUCUCGAAAAAGUGUCUUAUCUCUUAUCACAACUUCCUCAAAAACACCCCCCGCAAUAAAGUGAUGAGAGUUGGCUUGGGGGAGGAGGAUCAAUUAGUGUAAUAACACGGGAUACUAUGUACAUACACCUGUAACCCCCCAGCAAGAAAGAGAGAGAGAGGGGUCCCGUACAAUUACCACUAUUAUUCAUCCGAAUGUUUCAGCGGACUCAAACAACACUCGCACAUUCACUGCUCGCUGAAGCCGUUCCGCUGCCACUUGUGCACCAAAUCCUACACGCAAUUCUCGAAUUUGUGCAGACAUCGGCGGGUGCACUCGGUAAGCGUUUUUUGCUUUCAGCUGAUAACCGCCCAUGUUCUACGUGCGUGCAAUUGUUCAUUCUUUUCUUUUUUUGGUUAGUUUGUGGACUUGAACAGUUGUUGAACAACAGUUCAGGAAGGACAAUCAAUGCAUAGAGUAGAGUAAUGAGUUUGUGCAGAAAAACGGAAGAAGGGGUGUGGUGAGGUGAGGAAUUAUGAGUUCGAUUCGUUCAGUUCAGUUUCAAAGUUCAUUAUGAGUCACACAUGUCAUUCUGGGUCGACCUAACUGAAAAGUUUGACUCACUUCUCAUGAAUUUGACCUUGUUUUAGCAGAUUGACUCAUUUUUCAAUGAGCUUCACCUUUCUACAGUAAAAUUUUUGAACUGUGACCUCCGUGACCUAGUCCAGACCAAGUAUUGACCUAAUUCCUGGAAGAAUCCGCGUCAUGACCCUGCUUUUUGUGUCAAUUGAUCUAGAUUUGAGUCUAAACCCAGUUUCUAGACACAUUUUCCAUACUAUUUCCAUAUUUUUAGAGGUACCUCACCAGUGGGACCAUUUCCUCAUCCCCCCGGUCCCCGGGGCCCGAACAUGAGACCGGAUAGCGGGGAGGGGGGUCACAUACACACAGUGACACAGUAGUACUACUCAAAGGCUCAUAAAAAUUUAUACGAUGACUCUUUUAGAGCACGGGGGGAGGGGGGAACAUUGUUGUUUGGCUGGUCCCAGAAGGAGGAGCCUUCUCUCCACGCUGGGAACGUCUUAAUUGUUUACCUGGUUGGAGGGGUGUCUGCGAAUAGGCUCCGCCCCUUCUCGAGACGACGGCCAAUGAGCCUCUCGCCGCCUCCUCUUCCCUUCUCCCAUCUUUAGUCAUCUUCUUCCCUCUCUCUUCAACAUUCUUCGGAAAACUGUAACUCAAACUCAACGUUUUCUUAUUAGUCCACUUCUUCUUCUUCUUCUACUUCUUCUUCUUCUUGUUCUUGAACGACACGCCCCCAUCUUCCCGAGAAAGCGUAUAAUAAAUUACAGGAGGGUUGGACGUGCACCACUUGUCACAAUCCGAUGCCAUCGCAGGCGGCGCUGACGAAACACCGACCGGUGUGCGAGAUGACGGCCAUGUACAAACCGCUGAUGGCGCAGCUCGCCGGCCUUCAGAACGGUGGCAACGGCGCGAACGGAGGAGCCGGCGGAGCCCUGCCGCCCAUCGCCUACUGGCCACACUUUCUACAAAUGGCCGUACAGGUGAGGCUAUUGUGUGACGUCUUUGGGUCCCUUCUAGACUUUUCACAUGCUACUCACAUACUCUUGACUCUUUAUCCUCUUUAGAUUAUUGAGAGGAUUUGUGAAAUUGCUUUCCAAUUGCUUCCACUUUGCAACCUGAACCAAGAACUAAACGCAAUUCUUGAACGCCUCUUUAAGAGCCAACUAGUUAGACCCUCUAGCAUCAGCCAACAUUCAUUUUUGUACAUGCACCUCCACUACACAUGGGGCAUCAUAGGGACGUUCCAUGAAAUCGUGAACAAUACUUGCGUCACACCCGACGUUCUAGAACCGCUAAUUAACGUACCCAUUCGCUCCUCCGGAUCAUGUCUCAUUUCCUCUCUCUCUCUCUCUCUCCGAUUCUAUAAUCCUCUUAACUCAAUAUUGUAUGAAUGAUUUGCAGGUGCCUCAAUUCCCGUUGGCCCUUCUCGCCGCCUCGGCCGACACCUACAAACUGAUGUCGUCGCAGAAUUGCGGCUCGCCCGACGGAGAUUGUUCGAGGUUAGGGCGGCAUGGCAAAUGAAUUAUAUAUAUAUAUAUAAAGGAGCUCUAGUACUUCUUGGUGCAUCGGCUCGGGCGGGGGGAAUAAUGGGAGGGUGUAUGAAAAUGUAUAAUUUAUCUGUUCCAUAGACUUUUUCUUUUUUGCAGCGGCCACGCUUCGGAAUCCUCUCCGGUGUCUUCAUCGGCGAACGCGGAGCCCGUGGAUCUGUCGGCCACGCCGAAGCCCCCGUCCACUUCGGAAAUGGAGACGACGUCCAAGUGCGAUGACGUGGAGGACCGCGACUCGAUCGGCGACUCUGGCAACGACGACGACGACGCCGAGGAUUCGGAAGUGCCCGACGAGAUCCAGCCGAGAUCCACCACCACCUCGCACUCGAUCAGCUCGAUUCUCGCGUCGACGAACACGGCGUCGCUGAGCGCACAUGGUGCAACGGCCAUCAACCCGUCGCACCUCAUCGCCGCAAUGUUCGGCCAGUCGGCUCGGCCUUCUACAACCACGCCAACUCGCUCUUCUCAGCCGCAAUGGCCGGCAAGGCCGUGCUUCCAUCGAGUUCGUCGCCGACGUCGAGCGGAAGCGCCAAGGAUCGGUACACGUGCAAGUUUUGUCAGAAGGUGUUCCCGAGGUCGGCCAACUUGACGAGACACUUGAGGACUCACACUGGAGAGCAGCCCUACAAGGUUGGUUUUUUAGGACAUUCUUCGGGAUCUCAGGGAUCUAGAAAAGUUCCGUCAUUUUUUCAGUGCCAAUACUGCGAGCGAAGCUUCUCCAUCUCGUCGAACCUUCAACGUCACGUGCGAAACAUUCACAACAAGGUAAACAUCAAUAUCAAAAAGUCGCUCAUCUUCUAACCGCAAUGCUUUUCCCCUCUACCCCUCUAAUUCGCCCUCCCCCACUCUGUUCUCCUCGUCGUCCCGUUCCCCCAUCCCGUCCACGCAAUCCUUCUUAUCCUUCUUCUUCUCCUCCUCCUCCUCCGCCCACUUCAUCUGCAUCUUCAUCGUCUGCAUCGGCACACCGCCCACCACAUCAACAUCCUCAGCUUCCAGGAGCGUCCGUUUCGGUGCCGAAAGUGUGAGCGCUGCUUCGGUCAGCAGACCAACCUGGACCGUCACCUCAAAAAGCACGAGAUGGGAUGUGGCGGCGGCGGCGGCGGCGGCGGAGGCGGAGUCGCCGAUAUUCCACUCCAGUUUGCCGCACUUUUGAACUUGGUCGCCUCCUAA
Messenger RNA from Caenorhabditis sp. 36 PRJEB53466, 6375 nucleotides. The record is from the annotation of a GenBank genome assembly. Lineage: Eukaryota; Metazoa; Nematoda; Chromadorea; Rhabditida; Rhabditidae.